Messenger RNA from Amorphotheca resinae ATCC 22711, 1864 nucleotides. RefSeq lists its product as hypothetical. NCBI's taxonomy places the organism in Eukaryota, Fungi, Ascomycota, Leotiomycetes, Helotiales, Amorphothecaceae. Bases 37 to 1773 code for a protein of 578 amino acids. The transcript has 2 exons. The record is from RefSeq and is a predicted model, not a curated record.
UUUGGAACCCCGCAACCAUCAGCGUUUUCCUUCUAUAUGCCCGGAAUCAAAUCUCAGGUUCCAUACACAUGUGCUCGCCACCUGCGAGCUCCCCAGCGACGUAAUGCAUCUUCAAUCGUUCCAAAGACAAGGAUACGGAGAUUCUCCGUUUCGCCUCUCUACUCGCUCGCGGCGAAGGUAGAAGAGAAGGAGGAUCAGUCAACAGUUGAAGCAAAAGUACUAGAGCAAUCUCCGAAAUCCUCUCCAGAAUCAAGCCAUGAUAAUGAACCCGAACGAGGAGCGAUGUCAAGACGACUCGCGGAGGCGACAGAAGAUGCACUUCUCGAAGGAGGGAGAGCUGGCAGAAAAGCUGUGGAAGAAGCCGGAUUCUCGGAAGAGCUGAAAAAUAAGCUUUUGGAGAAGGUAGAAGCGGCGAAAUUUCGAUCGGAGUACGCAACAGCAUUCGCAGAGGCUGGUAUGACUUCGAAUGUGGGCCGAGGUUCACGAGAAAUCGCUACUGGACAAGCUUGGGAUGGGGAGGAGAGUACGGAAGAUGCGGUUCUGCGAAUGCUUGAUGAUGCACGGAAACCUUUGAAACCCGGAAUGCGAGGUCCUGCGAAGAUUCCGAGCCCUAUUGUAGAUUUGCGUCUGCAGCCACGGCCGAAAGUUCGACCGGGAGAGAGACUGGCGAAUGCGAGGGACAAGACUUCUCUAUACGCCACCUCGAAGGAUGCGCCGAUGACGGACAAGGAGAGGGAAGAGCUGAGGAAGGAGUUGAAGGAAAGGUUUACACCAGGGGCGAGGCCGAUGCCAACUUCAUUCAGAGGAUUGGCUUCUUUGGCGAAUGAGAGGAUCGAGGAUGCCAUUGCAAGAGGACAGUUCAAGAACAUCCCUCGAGGCAAAGCUAUCGAAAGGGAUCCUAGGGCCGAUAAUCCUUUCAUCAAUACCACGGAGUAUAUUAUGAAUAAGAUGAUCCAACGUCAAGACAUCGUGCCACCGUGGAUUGAGAAGCAGCAGGAGCUUGUGAAAGCAGCGAAUGUUUUCCGGGCCAGGUUGCGGAAUGAUUGGAAACGGCAUGCCGCAAGAACGAUUGCGAGUCGGGGUGGGAGUCUGCAAGACCAAAUGCGAAUGGCUGAACGAUAUGCUGAGUCCGAGCGGGUUCACAAUCCGAAGAAGAGACCGGUGGAGCAGGUUUCCGUGCCUACGAAUGCUACGGAUGAUCCGGUGAUGGUCAAGAUCAUUCAGGAGGUGUCACCGCCCAGCGAUUCUCCAGAAGGUCAGGUUUCGGUGACGACAGACGACGGGGAGAUUACGAUCACAGAGACGAUUAGGGACACUCCGCAAGAAGAGUCGCCAUCCACAGCAAGUAGGGAAACCUCGCAAGAAGAGCCAACUUCUACAGCAACUCCUCUACCCGCACCAUUUCGGCUGCCGGAGUGGGAGGCGGCGGAAAUGUCAUAUCUCCAGCUUGCAGUUAAUAAUCUCAACAACCUUACUCGAACCUACAAUCUCAUGGCACCCGAUCUGGCUAAGAAGCCUUACUUCUCCCUCGAGCGGGAAUUGCAAUCCUGCUAUGCAGAUGUUGCGCCAGAGCUUUCAGAGGCCAUCAAAGAACGAGCAGCUCGACCGGCCAAAGACCUGGUGGGGAAGACUGGCGACAGAUCUGGCGACAGAUCUGGCGGCAUGUUUGAAGCAUUUGCUGCUAAGAAGGCCGUUGUGUAUGAUGAUAAGAAACCGCUGUAUGGGUUCAAGGAAUUCUGGAAAGAUUUAUGGGGUAACAAGAGUGCUUAUUGAUAAUGUUCAAAGGAUGUAUAUUCCUCUUUGUUCUUGACCGGACGGGAGGGAGCAGGGUUAUUCCAUAGAGAUGGUUAGCUAUUAUAUCUUG